Miscanthus lutarioriparius is the source of this 447-nucleotide messenger RNA. Lineage: Eukaryota; Viridiplantae; Streptophyta; Magnoliopsida; Poales; Poaceae. The record is from the annotation of a GenBank genome assembly.
AUGGCGCGGCCGGUGGCUCCUUCCUCUGUUCCUCAGCCAGUCAGCCGGGUGCCGGGCGCCCGCCUGCUGUGGGCUAACCGGCUGACGUUGACCGUAUACAAGAUGAAGAGGACCAGGACUUUAGUUUCAUAUUUCUCUCGAGUUCCUGAGCAACAGGGUGCUACCGAACAACAACCGCAAUCUCAAGGUACAGAACAGGAGACAAUUAGGACUAGAGCUAGUGCUGCACAAGCACAGAACCAACCUGAGGAAGUAAGAACAGCUACAACUAGUUUGCCUGCAGUAGAACAAACUAGAAAUGAAAAUAUUGAUUUUGUGGAGGAGGAGGGCGGUUCCAAUCAUGUCCUUAAUCCUCAAGAUAUUAUUGCAGAUCCAGGUUAUCGAAAACCAAUUGAGGAAAUGCAUCCAAACAUUAGGGAUGAUGCAAAAAGGAGUAUGUCUUGUUAG